Diuraphis noxia (Russian wheat aphid) is the source of this 1470-nucleotide messenger RNA. RefSeq lists its product as uncharacterized. Gene Ontology annotation, biological process: nucleoside transmembrane transport. The record is from RefSeq and is a predicted model, not a curated record. Lineage: Eukaryota; Metazoa; Arthropoda; Insecta; Hemiptera; Aphididae. Gene Ontology annotation, molecular function: nucleoside:sodium symporter activity. Gene Ontology annotation, cellular component: plasma membrane.
CGUCAUCCACGUGUUGCAGAYGUAAAAGACAUCGGUUGGAAAAACGGACUGGGUCUACUGAUCGUCUUGGCCACCUGUUAUUAUGCUGUACAACCAUUCAAAUGCCUGGUCACACUGAUACCUGCCGGGAAACUUGUGAAAACAUGGCCACAGGAGUACUUCAAAAUCGGAGCGCUGUGUACUUUCUUAGGGUCAUUCGUUUUAUUCAUUUUCUUUGACACAAAAAACAACCGRCACAGACUGUUGCCGUUAGCCGGACUUGGUGUGUUCGUUCUCGUCGGAUUCAUAUUUUCCAAACACCGUGGUCACGUGAAUUGGACCACGGUUGCGUCCGGUCUAGCCACUCAGAUAACCAUAGGUAUGUUGACCAUCCGAUGGCCGGUCGGCCGAUCUAUUGUCCAAGCAGUCGGAGAGUUGGCCGAAAAGUUUUUCUCCUUUGCGUACGUCGGAGCUAAGGUGACGUACGGCAAUGAGCUAAUCGACAAUUAUGGUGUAUUCGCGUUCAAGGUGYUGUCGGUGUUAUUCUUUAUGUGUUUUGUUAUUGAAAUACUAUUUUAUUAUGGGAUAAUACAGACAAUAGUCAUAAAGUUAGGAUGGUGCUUGCAACAAUUACUGGGAACGACAGCAGCCGAAUCAGUCAAUACCUGUGCCAGCGUAUUCUUAGGCAUGUCGGAAGCACCUAUUAUCAUUAAACCGUAUUUAGCUGAUCUAACAGAAUCAGAAAUCCAUGCCGUUAUGAUGGGAGGAUUUUCAACAGUAGCAGGAACCGUAUUCGCUGCGUACACAUCGUUCGGCAUUGAUUCGGCCUACCUAAUUACUGCAUCAGUCAUGUCAGCUCCAACUGCGUUAAGUUUCUCCAAACUGAUCUUUCCAGAAACUGAAAAAUCAUUGAACAGCGUGGAUCAGAUAUGUACUAAAAAGACUAACGACGAGGGUAACGUAAUAGACGCGGCUUGUAAAGGAGCCCAGUUUGGAUUGAAAAUAAUUGGGGCGAUUGUCGCUAACAUAGUGGCAUUCGUGUCGUUCGUAGCAUUCGUCAACGCGAUAAUAUCAUGGUUGGGACAUUUGGUUGGAUUCGAAGACAUAUCAUUCGAGUACGUUCUGGGCAAGGUGUUGAUACCCGUCACAUGGCUGUUGGGCGUUGAUCCUGGUGAGUGUGAAGURGUUGGUAAAUUGAUCGGCCUGAAAAUGACGGUCAACGAGUUUGUGGCUUACAAACAAAUGGGCGAUCUAAUCAAAGAAGGCAAGCUUAACCGCAAGUCGGAGAUCAUCGCCACAUUCGCUUUAUGCAGUUUCGCUAAUCCUGGAUCGAUUGGUUCAAUGAUUGCCACGCUGACGACUUUAUGCCCAACGCAGCGAUCAGCAAUAACCAAAAAUGUGUUUAGAGCAUUUGUAGGCGGUACGGUCACUUGUUUUUUAACGGCUGCGAUUGCUAGUUUACUGAUGCCCGAUGAAGGACUAAAAGACUAA